UAAAAAUUAUACAUACUGGCUCAUACUUUUAAUAUUAAGUACCAAUGGUAUUAUUUGUUAAUGUGCCUUGUUUGUAGAUAAAGGAACCCAUUGGCAAAGGUGAAUUUUGCGAGGUGAAACUGGGCUACUGGAAGAAGAACAAGGUAGCCGUCAAAGUAUUAAACAUUCUUAUGAAGUACGCCACCCCCCAAAACCUAUUAACCUAAGCACGCACUAAACCACGACACAUUCCAGGUCAUUACACCUUGAGAACCUAGUGAACCUUUUAGGAAUAGUCAGAAGAAAGGACCAGAUCUACCUGAUAACACAGUUCAUGAGCAAGGGCAAUUUGGUGGACUAUCUCAGGUUCAGGGCCAGACAACACGUGACCGAAAAGGACCAAAUUAAUUUUGCGUUCGACACCAGCUCCGACAUGGAGUAUUUGGAGAAAAUGCACGUGGUGCACAGGGAUUUGGCCGCCAGGAACGUGUUGAUAGCCGAGAACGGGAGAGCCAAAGUGUCCGAUUUUGGGCUGGCCAGGCGGGACAACACCGCCGCCUCGGAGUCAGUCAAGCUGCCGAUUAAAAGGACCGCGCCCGAGGCGCUUAAACAAAAUUUGUACCUACAAUGCAACUGGUCAAUCUAACUACACAAAAAGUUUCUAAAAUAUGGUGGUGAUUCAAUUAUGCUCUGGGGAUGCUUC
Molecule: messenger RNA, 682 nt
Organism: Aethina tumida (small hive beetle)
Lineage: Eukaryota; Metazoa; Arthropoda; Insecta; Coleoptera; Nitidulidae
Product: megakaryocyte-associated tyrosine-protein kinase-like
Exons: 2
Coding region: 314-625 (103 amino acids)
Biological process (GO): multicellular organism development; cell surface receptor protein tyrosine kinase signaling pathway; protein phosphorylation
Cellular component (GO): signaling receptor complex
Molecular function (GO): transmembrane receptor protein tyrosine kinase activity; ATP binding
Source: RefSeq, a predicted model, not a curated record